Molecule: messenger RNA, 1706 nt
Organism: Portunus trituberculatus (swimming crab)
Lineage: Eukaryota; Metazoa; Arthropoda; Malacostraca; Decapoda; Portunidae
Product: pancreatic lipase-related protein 3-like
Exons: 9
Coding region: 128-1087 (319 amino acids)
Biological process (GO): lipid metabolic process
Molecular function (GO): lipase activity
Source: RefSeq, a predicted model, not a curated record
AUAUAAGAUUUAGUCCGAGGAGGUUGCAGGGCAGUCCACAGUGCCAAGAACACUGAAGGAGGCAGUGGAGGUCAGGGAGAGGUCGCAAGGAAGCUGAUAGUCUCCAAACCGCUUGUUUCACGUCACAAUGGUUUCGACGCUGCUGCUGCUGCUGGUUGGGGCGAUGGUCACCGUCACCGCCGCCCCUCAGCACGAACUCCGCGCCUCCCUGGACGACGUGCGCUUCCUGCUGUGGACCAGGAGUAACUCUGGCGACAGCGAGUGCCUGGACCUGAUCAAGGGCGACCUGUACAGUCUGGGUCACUUCAAUGGCCACGACCCCACCGUGGUGCUCAUCCAUGGCUUCUCGAGUCACGGCUACAGCGGCUGGCCGGUGCACAGCAAGACGGAGCUGCUGAAGUUGGGUUCGUACAACGUGAUCUCGGUGGAUUGGGGCAUGCUGGCCGUGGCGCCCUGGUACCCGGCAGCCGUCAACCACGUGUCGGAGGUCGGCAAGCUCACCGCACAACUGCUGGACUGGCUGCACGAGGCGGGUGGGAUGCAGCCGGCGGGGGUGCAGAUCGUGGGACACUCCCUCGGGGCUCACGUGGCGGGCGUCAUCGGACAAAACCUUAAAAACUUCCGCCUUCCCUUCAUCACAGGCAUGGAUCCAGCCGGCCCGGAUUUCUACAACAUGCCGGAAUCGUCUCGCCUUGACAAAACCGACGCAGACUUCGUGCAGAUCAUCCACACCAACGGCGGCGGCGUGGCAGAGGGCUGUGUGGGGCUCAAGGACUCACUGGGACACGUUGAUUUCUAUCCUAACGGCGGCGACCAUCAGCCGGGCUGCACUGUGGGCGGGGACUGGAUGGACCUGCUGACUGGCGGGUGCAGUCACGGCAGGUCGCACGAGUACUGGAUGGAGAGCAUCAAUGGCCAACUCAGCUUCCUGUCUCGGCCCUGCAGCGACUGGGGCUCAUACACGGCUGGAGGCUGCACCGGCUGUGGCCAGGGGUGCCUCGAAAUGGGCUUCCAUGUGGACCGCAGCCUGAGCGGCACGUACUACCUCGCCACCAACAGGAACAAGCCCUUCGCCCAGGGGAUGUAAUAAGACGCACCGCACUGAGGGAGUAAAGCCUGGGCUCUUCCUGAAGUGGAGGAAUCAGGCCCUGAAUACCUGACGGCAACGCACACCACUCGGCAAUACCAGACGGUGUAACAAGGAUAAGCGUGGUCUGUGGAUGGUACUACGUAGUGAGGGACGCACUGUGCACCACUGCCUUUCUGUGCACCUGCUGACCACCGCACUAUCUAUUUGGUGUUCUGGACUCUGGCGCAGGAAUUUGUAUGAUACCAGACCAUUCUUAUUCAUAUUUACAUUAUCCAGUAUCUUAAGAAUAAGUAAGAGCUUUGCAAGGGAUAAAAGGUAAAUUUGCUGCACGUAGAAUAAGACGAAAAAAGGCUAUAGUUAAGAAUACAAAGGCCAAUCAACACUAAGCAUCAGAAUGACUGUGUUAUCACAUUCGCGACACUGCAGGACUCAGCGCCUGACGGAAGGUCACGUACUGUACAACAAAUGCCGCCACCAGGCAACACUGAGUGCCUUGUGUGUGACGAGCACUACACCGGUGGGGCAAGUGUUUUUGUUUUUAGUUUAAGUUUGACCGCUUCACUUCGACUCGACACACCGAGGCGACUUGAGGCUAAUAUAAUUUCAGAGCAAGACA